This is a messenger RNA of Ruditapes philippinarum (Manila clam), 4213 nucleotides long. RefSeq names its product receptor tyrosine-protein kinase erbB-3-like. NCBI's taxonomy places the organism in Eukaryota, Metazoa, Mollusca, Bivalvia, Venerida, Veneridae. Bases 1 to 1797 code for a protein of 598 amino acids. The transcript has 18 exons. The record is from RefSeq and is a predicted model, not a curated record.
AUGUUGCUGGGGCUCUUACCGAUAGGGGACUUAUGCCAUCCAACUAUAGAAGGGAUAAAGGUUGAAGAUCUACAAAUACUGAAGGACAUUAAGGAGAUUACAGGCUUCCUGUAUAUAUAUGGGGCCCCAGUUAAAGAUCUUUCCUUUCUUUCAGGCCUUGAGACAAUCUAUGGACGUAAACACUCGUUCGGAUCAGGAAUUACGUUAUCUACUUUGCACGUGGAAUGGCUGGGGCUCACGUCUUUGAAAAAGGUUUGGAACGGGGACGUAAGGAUCGUCUUGAACAGCCAUCUCUGUUAUAUUGAGGACUUAGAUUUAAGCCCUAUUUUAGCAUUCCCCUACCAGAAGUUUAUUCUCGCACACAAUAAGGGGAAAGCCGAGUGUGAUGCCCAGGGUCUUAAAUGUCAUUCUGAGUGCUCGGCUCAUGGAUGCUGGGGUCCGGGACCAGACAAAUGCCUAAAGUGUAAAGCAGCCAACAUGGCAGUAAAUAAUACAUGUUUGGCAACCUGUGAUGAUGUACCUAUGGUUUAUCAGGCAGAAAAUAACGCAUGUAAGCAAUGUCAUAUCCAGUGUGCAGGUGGUUGCUCUGGUCCGGGUCCCGACCAAUGCUUUGACUGUAAGAAAGUAAAAGUUCUUGGGCAGAACAAAACAUUUGAAUGUAUGACAGAGUGUCCAAUGACUGUAGGACAAUUAUACUUAUACCCUGGCGAGAACGGGAUAUGUCGUCAGUGUGAUACAUCGUGUGACAAGGGAUAUUUGGAUAUUGAUGCCCAUUUCAGACGUAUAAAACUGAUAUCAGUUACUCAGAUUCUGACCAUGCACAUGAAAUGUACUUGCUUUUUAUGUGUAAUAUUCAAUGCUAUCUACCCUUGUCAUGUGGAGCCUUCAAACACAGAUGAUCUGAAAGAUGAUGAUGCCCACAUGAUGGUCAACCCACGCUUUAAAGAUAUCUUUGAUAGACAGAAAGUAUGUCAACCAUGUUACCAUCUUUGUUUGGAAUGUAAUGGACCAGGGAAUGCAAAUUGUCCUUUAUGCAGAUAUUACAAGUACACCAACAUAUAUUCGAUUUGUUUAAAGGAAUGUCCUGUUGAUACAUAUCCAUACCAGAAUCAAUGUCUUCAUUGCAAUGAUCAAUGUUUGGAUGGUUGCCGUGGUACCCAAUCACAAGAUUGUUAUAACUGUCUCAAUUUCAAGGUCUUUGUUGAUGAGGAUAUGCAUAAGUUUUCCUGUGUAGAGAAAUGUCCUGAUGACCUACCCCAUUUAGUGGAAGAUAAAGAUCUAGACAAACCAACAAUGACAGUCUGUGCCUCAGAUGACCAUCCAGAAGUAAAAGCAAGAGAUGCAAAAAGAAAAGAUGAAAAGAGACAGCAUGCUAUAGGUAUAGCAAUAGCUGUCGGUUUGCCUGUUUUUAUCGUUAUAAUUUCUGUCGCAUGCUGCUGUGUUUGGAAGUGUAGAAGACAACGUAUACAACAAAUGGCCAAGAGGACAGAAGUGGUUGAUACAGAGGUACCACUUGUUUCUGGGGCAUUAAAUAAAGAAAUACCACAACCGAUCCCUGAAAAGCAAUAUGGUCAUCGUAAAUCUGCAUCUGAUGCAAAACAACAAAGAGACGAGGUUGAUGGUAGAGCUCCUCAAAAGGACGAGGUUGAUGGUAGAGCUCCUCAAAAGGACGAGGUUGAUGGUAGAGCUCCUCAAAAGGACAAGGUUGAUGGUAGAGCUCCUCAAAAGGACGAGGUUGAUGGUAGAGCUCCUCAAAAGGGUGAGGUUGAUGGUAGAGUUUUGUUUCAUUCUCCUUAAAUGGGUGUCAAAUAGCAAGUGCCUUCUCGAGGUUUCAAAGCUCCUGUCACAUAGUUUUUGACCCGAGACGACCAAUAUUCAAAUCCUGCAGAUGGUGUGAACAAGUUUAAAACAGAAUCCUAGAACUUAGUGAUAAGGUGAUCCUGCAAAUAAGAAAGUCCAGAGAUGAGAAGUGGAAUACCUAUGACACUAGUAGACUUCUAAAAACAAUAUAUUCUAAACAAGCUGCAGAAAAGUUGAAUUCUAAAAUAGUUUUUUCUUUCUUUUUUAUUAUUCUCUUUUCAUUUCAUUUUUGGUCAGAUUAUCAUAAUAAAAUACUGUAAUGUUACACUAUAGAUAUAUACUGAAUGUUAGAUUUUAUGUUUUUGGAGUUUGAUUGUUUUUGUUGUUUUUUUUACAUGCAUACAUUACAUUUUCAGUUAACAAAGGUAACAGUUUGACAAAAAUAAAGUAAACUCUUCCUUAUACGGAUAGUAUGUCAAAUGUUUUCAUUUUUCAAUGCCUAAAUAUAACUGCUGCCAAAUUAUUACGGUAAAACAGAUAUCGAAUGUUUUUACCCUGUCUCCAGUUAAACAAUUUCAAACAAUUAGAUGCUGUUGUAUUAUUAUUUACAUAUUAACUAUAUUAGCAAAUGGGUUACCCUAUCACUAAAAAUGUACAUUAUAAAUGUUAUUUUGAGGUAAAUGAUAAAAAAGCUUUACAGUUCAUACAUGUAUAUUACAAUAAAUUAACAACAUAUAUACAUAUGUGCCAGAUGUUUCAAGUUGAAUGUAUAUACGGGAGAUAUAUCCUAUUAAUGAUUAAAAUAUUAGGCAUAUGUACUUAGAUAUGCAUUGUACAAAAGAAAGUCUGACUUUCAUACUGUUUUUAUUUUUCUGAUUACUCCCACUUUUAUUUUAACAUUAUAAUGAAUCCAUUAACAAACUCUUUCUUAGUAAUUAUAUAAAUUUUACAGUGAAAUGAAAGGUUGAGAAACACAUGUGUAUGAAGCGGUAUUUUUUGUAUUAUUUUUGUCUUUUCUCUUUCUUUUUAAUGUAAAAUAAUUGAACAUAAAUUACAGCCACAAAGAGUAUGAUGGUGGAUUAUUUAAAUAUGAUACAAACUAUAUACAUACUAUACAUGUACAACAGAUGUAGCUCUUUCUAUAUCUUCAGACAAUUUAAUUAUACAGAGAUAUGUAAAGAUAUUAUCUUAAAAAAACACACAAUCCACAAUUAACAUGUAGAGCAUGCUUGCAGUACUCUAUUUAUUUAUUUAUUGAUUUAUUUCAAAUUUUCAUUGAUAUUUCUCUUUUAAAUGCUUUUUGCUAAGACUUUUCAUUUAUCAAAACAGGUCAAAUGAUCUUAAAACUCUUACUUCUCAGUAAUUUCAAUCAAUACUGUACUAAUUAUAGUCUAAUAUUUAAAACAAAUAGAUUAUUUAUUCUGAUUGUAUACAAAACCAACCAGCACAGAAAAGACGUAAAUUAUGUAUAUUUUCAAUACUGGAACUUAAAGCUGAAUUUAAUCUUAUUUACAUAUGGCGCGAACUUCAUAUCGAAACUAAAAAAGUUACAUGGCGUACUCAAAAUCUUAGCAAACAAAGUAGGCUUGAUUUUUUUUCUUAUCUCCGAAAAUCUUUUUAAGUGUCUAUGAAUCUAGGAUAGAUUUUGGAUACAGAAGUGACCAUUCUAUUGUCUGUCUUAUAAUAAAAACCAUGAAUCUAGGAUGGAUUUUGGAUACAGAAGUGACCAUUCUAUUGUCUGUCUUAUAAUAAAAGGAAACGCUAUUAAACGAAAUAAGCUCUUCUGGAAAUUUAAUAACUCAUUAUUGAAAGAUAGUAAAUAUAUUGAACAAAUCAAAAAGGUUGUAAAGGAAACGAAACAAAUUUAUGCUGAAGAAAAUCAAAACUUAGAUAGAAUUACAGAUAUUGAUAUAAAAUUUAAUAUAAAUGACCAACUUUUCUUUCAAACAUUGCUUAUGGAAAUUCGCGGCAAAUCAAUUUCAUAUUCCACCUUCUUAAAAAAUACAAUCAGACAAAAAAGAAAAAGAGCUUAUCGAAAAUUUGAAUAAACUUCAGGAAAAUGAACAAGAUAAUAUUGAGGACGCAAUUCGAACUAAAAUGAACGAAUUAAAUACCACAAGAGAAAAGAAAUUUAAAGGUUUAUAAAUAAGGUCAAAAGCAAUAUGGGUAGAUAAAGGAGAAAAACCUACUAAAUAUUUCUGUUUACUAGAACAUCGAAAUUAUAUUAGUAAAUGCAUGCCCAAUUUAAUAAAAUCUAAUGGGGAUACAACCGAAACCGAGCAAGAGAUUAUAAAAUAAGUCAAAUUUUUUUUAUAAAAACCUAUAUUCCGACAGAAAAAUCACAGAUAUUAACUUAAAAGAACACUUGAAUUUUAAUGAUAUUCCUAAAUAUUUUCUUGACCAAAGUAAUUCU